Diospyros lotus (date-plum) is the source of this 2597-nucleotide messenger RNA. RefSeq names its product K(+) efflux antiporter 4-like. The coding region runs from base 318 to 2096 and encodes 592 amino acids. Gene Ontology annotation, cellular component: membrane. The transcript is spliced from 20 exons. The record is from RefSeq and is a predicted model, not a curated record. Gene Ontology annotation, biological process: potassium ion transmembrane transport; proton transmembrane transport. Gene Ontology annotation, molecular function: potassium:proton antiporter activity. NCBI's taxonomy places the organism in Eukaryota, Viridiplantae, Streptophyta, Magnoliopsida, Ericales, Ebenaceae.
GGCAAGAAAAGACACCGUCACCUGAGAGAUGAGAAACCAACCAAACAUCCCUUACUUCCAUUUCUAGAACGCCAGUAAAUGGCAAAUACCUGAAUCUCUCUCUCUCUCUCUCUCUCUCUCUCUGAAGUCUCAACCACGAUUAGUUACUCUCCACUCGCUUCACUGGCAGCACAAUUCGAUUCAGCCCCACCGAGCAGCCACUGUUUCUGAAGAGAGGGAGCAACACUGCGACAACGCUCUCGCUGCGCUCUCUCUUUCUCUCUACACGAGCCGGGGACUCGGCAUCUUGCGCCGCCAUUCGGUCUCCUUCUUCUCCAAUGAGGAGGAGAUCGCCGACGCCGUCGUUCUCCAACCUCCGUCCCUCUCUCCUCUUAGCCUUCGCCGCCGCUUGCUUCUUCCUCUCUCUGCCUUCGCUUCCUUCUGUUGGUUCUGCGGUUUCCGAUCAGUUCGAUGGUAUCAACGCCACCGAAUCGGGUAAUGUGUCGCGGUCCAGGCCGAGGGAGGACAGCUUCGCCGACAUGAUCGAUCGAGCUCUUGAGAAGGAGUUCAACGAGACUGAUCAGGCCGAAGCAAAUGAUGCGGGCAGCUUCAACAAUAGUGUUGCUGAACAACAGGCUGUUUUGGAGACUGUAGCAAGAGUUAAGCCCAAGAAGAAUGAAACGAAAGAGGAAAAAUCAUUUCAACUUCAUAAUGUUUUCAAUCUGGAUAAUGACAACAGAGGAGAAGAUACCCCUACUUUGAUAGAUCGAAAGGACAAUGUCUUUAUCAUAUCCAAUUUCAAGUCAAAAUAUCCAGUGCUCCAGUUAGAUUUAAGAUUGAUAUCAGAUCUUGUUGUUGUCAUUGUGUCUGCAACUUGUGGCGGCAUCGCAUUUGCUUGUGUUGGACAACCGGUUAUUACUGGCUACCUGCUUGCUGGAUCCAUUGUCGGACCAGGAGGAUUGAGCUUUGUGAGUGAAAUGGUGCAAGUUGAGACGGUGGCACAAUUUGGUGUAAUUUUUCUUCUUUUUGCUCUAGGGUUGGAGUUUUCAACAACUAAGCUUCGAGUUGUCCGCGCGGUUGCUAUUCUAGGAGGCUUGCUCCAAAUUUUCCUAUUCAUGUGCUUGUGUGGAGUUCUAGCCUCACUAUGUGGUGGUAAACCGUCAGAAGGUGUAUUUGUUGGUGCAUUUCUCUCAAUGUCCUCAACAGCAGUGGUGUUAAAGUUUUUGAUGGAGAAAAACAAUACCAAUGCCCUUUAUGGACAAGUUACCAUUGGCACCCUUAUUUUGCAGGAUUGUGCUGUGGGUUUGCUCUUUGCCUUGCUGCCAAUUCUAGGUGGAACCUCAGGUGUUCUACAGGGAGUAAUAUCCAUGACAAAAUCCUUGGUGAUCCUGAUAAUCUUUUUGGCUGUUUUAUCAAUAUUAUCCCGCACUUGUGUACCAUGGUUCCUCAAACUCAUGAUAAGUCUAUCAUCGCAGACCAAUGAACUCUAUCAAUUGGCAUCAGUUGCGUUCUGCCUACUAGUAGCCUGGUGUAGUGAUAAGCUGGGUUUAAGUUUAGAACUGGGUUCCUUCGCUGCUGGAGUGAUGAUAUCAACAACUGAUCUUGCUCAGCAUACGCUUGAACAAGUUGAACCCAUCCGCAAUUUCUUUGCUGCUCUUUUUCUUGCUAGCAUUGGGAUGCUGAUCCAUGUUCAUUUCCUCUGGAACCAUGUGGAUAUCUUAUUAGCAUCAGUUAUAUUAGUGAUCAUUGUAAAAACAGUUGUUAUUACUGUAGUUGUCAAGGGGUUUGGAUACAACAACAAGACUUCGAUUCUUGUUGGAAUGUCAUUGGCACAAAUUGGGGAAUUUGCUUUUGUUCUUCUAAGUCGUGCUUCUAAUCUUCACUUAGUUGAGGGGAAAGUUUACCUGCUGCUUCUUGGGACGACAGCUCUGAGUCUGGUUACUACCCCAUUGCUUUUCAAGCUAAUACCUGCUGUGGUACGUCUUGGGGUACUGCUACGAUGGUUCUCCCCCGACAGUCAGAGUGAGAUCGGAUUCAAAGGAGAUAACCUCCGGACAGAGAGCGCUAAGCAGAGAAUCGCCUUAAUUUCCAAGGAUCUCCUGAUUCAUGAAGGCUAAACAAAUGGGAUAUACAUAAAUUUUCAGUUUUGCAUCUGACAUGUAUGUAGCGUAAGUGCUGUCCAAGUUCCUUAAUGGGUGGGUGACAGAGCCAGAGUGCUCAAAUUGACCUGCAGCUUGUGUUAUUUGUCAUACAACGUGUUCCCCUGUGUGUUACAUGUCUCUGACCCAAAAUAGAGAUGAGAAAGCAAGUUGAACCUCAGAAAUGGAGAGAACAGGAUAGCGGUCUUUUUUCUAGCUUCCAGGACAACUAACCCGUAAAUGUGACCUCUUCUCACGGUGCGUCUUUUCUUGCCCUUCCCUUCUGUUCCAAAUGUAAAAUAAUCUCUCAGCUUUUGUAAUGUAGUUCUCUGGUUGAUAUGUGAUUUUCUAUGUCUUAUUUUUCAACCCGUUUGGUCAAAUUGUAAAAUCCAGUUAUCAUCAAUUCAUGCCAUUCAUUGAAGUUCUGUCGCAGUAUGAACCAAAUCUGAACAUUUAACUUAUGUUUGAGGAUUCCCGUUA